Molecule: messenger RNA, 950 nt
Organism: Apaloderma vittatum (bar-tailed trogon)
Lineage: Eukaryota; Metazoa; Chordata; Aves; Trogoniformes; Trogonidae
Product: serine/threonine-protein kinase SBK2-like
Exons: 4
Coding region: 3-950 (315 amino acids)
Biological process (GO): peptidyl-serine phosphorylation; peptidyl-threonine phosphorylation
Molecular function (GO): ATP binding; protein serine/threonine kinase activity
Source: RefSeq, a predicted model, not a curated record
CAAUGGCUGAAAACUCAGUUGCAGCAGGGACAGCGGUGCCAACUGUACUGGAUGAGCUCCUGGAGAUCACAGCUCAGAGUCUGGUGCGCACAGAGGUGGCCGAACACUAUGAGGUUAUUCGGGAGCUGGGCAGGGGCAAGUAUGGCCACGUGAUGCUCGUGACUCACAGGCAGAGAGGGACUCCUAUGGCUCUCAAAUUGCUACCCAAAGCCAGUACCAAGCUGCACACGUUCCUGUAUGAGUAUUGUGUGGCGCUCUCCCUUGCUACCCACCCUGCCAUCAUUGGCAUGUUUGGAAUUGCCAUCGAGUCAAGUCAGUACUACGGCUUCCUCUACGAACCAGCAUUGCACAAAGACCUCAUCUCUAUCAUCAAACCCCGGGAUGGGAUCCCUGAGGCAGCCGCUAAGCAGUGUGCCAAGCAGCUCGUGAGUGCACUGGAGUUCAUCCACAGCCGGGGGCUCGUGUACCGUGACGUCAAGCCUGAGAACGUGCUGCUUUUUGAUCCUGAGUGUCGGCGCAUCAAGCUGACUGACUUCGGGCUUACACGGCCCAAGGGUACCAAGCUCAAGCUGGUGGCUGGUGUAAUCCCUUACACCGCUCCCGAGCUGAGCAACACAACUGAUACCCAAGGAGUGCCCAUUGACACCAGCUUAGACGCCUGGGCGUUCGGCGUGCUGCUUUUCUGCCUGCUGACCGGCUACUUCCCCUGGGAGCAGAGCCUGCCAGAUGACCCUUUCUUUGAGGACUUCAUGCUGUGGCAGGAGACAGGCCUGGAGGACCCCCCCCCCCGCCACUGGAAACGCCUGACAGCUGAGGCUGCCCUGAUGCUGCGGAGCCUGCUGGCACUAGAUCCUGCCAAGCGCAGCCCUGUCAGUGGGGCACUACGCUACGUCGAUUGCCCUUGGCGGCUGGAGGAUGGGCACAGUGAGGAGGCUGCGGUGAAACCCUAG